Molecule: messenger RNA, 2637 nt
Organism: Amorphotheca resinae ATCC 22711
Lineage: Eukaryota; Fungi; Ascomycota; Leotiomycetes; Helotiales; Amorphothecaceae
Exons: 3
Coding region: 1-2637 (878 amino acids)
Source: RefSeq, a predicted model, not a curated record
AUGGCUGCAUUAUCCAAGAUUGCUCGAGAUACCUCGAGGUCCCCAUUGUCUACUGCUCCACAAGGAGCACAAAAUGUCGAUCUCACUCCAUUGGCCGGCACCAAGAGACUUUUCAGCAACCGUAGCUUGCCACCAGUAGACCCUACCCAAGGCAAUAACGAGAAUGAAGAGCUCGAAGCUGCGAGUGGACAAAUCCAUUCUGACAAACGACCCCGUACUGAUGACUGGCCUCUUGCCAGCACUACCGACACAAACCCUGCCAAUGCUCCUUCUGCUAGAGCCACAUUUGAAGCCCAAGAUGACCCCAAGCUUGUUACGGAUGCAGGCUCUGCCCAUACUCCUGCCGGAGCCACUGUUGAAGCUGAAUAUGACACAAAGCUUGUUACGGAUACAGGCUCUGCCAAUGCUCCUGCUGCUGGAGCCACUCCUGAAGCCCAAGAUGAACCCAAGGCUAUUCCUCGACCUGCGCGCCGGUCCAAAUUCAUUGAGGGUAGCAUGAAUGAUAAGGUUAGCCAAAGACCACCGGCAGAGUUCCUUGGUCCAGAAGAAGACCUGCUUAAGAAAUAUUCUCGCGAAGAAUCCGGGGGGAGGAAGACUUCUCAAGGCAAAAAUACAAAGCAUCGUAGAAACUCAUCUGCUCAGACAAGCAGAUCCGAGGAUACUCGCCAGUCCGGCAUCGUCCGUUUUGGAAAGUCUGUUGCAGCCACUCUCAAUAUCUCCAAUUGGAAGAUCUGGUCCAAGCAGCAGCAUCAGCAACAGGAUGAUGAGACGCCUCAACAGAAGAUCCUGAGAGAACGUCAGGAGAAGGCCGAGAAAAUAUACAAGGAGCUGAAGAAGUCGGGAGAUUUCCGUAACUCGGCUGCUUUCCCAAGCCAUCAAGUUCCGGAAGUCAAGGACACUACUCCGGCGAAGCAUGACUCUGGUGUUGACUUCGGCCCUGUGCCUUGCUUUCCUGCCUUUGGGUUGACCUCCAAAGCGGAUAAGAGGAAGAGUAAAAUCAUUGAAUCCACAGAGACUCAGAUCCCUGCCAACACUACCGACAGUAGUGCUGGUAAUAGUCGUCCUAGUUCAAUGGGUUCUGAAUCUGCUGAGCAAUCAACAAUAUCAGCUUCGAGACAGUCGUUUCACUUCAAGCGGCCAUCUCUGUCUAGUAUCAGGAAAUCAAAGGAGAGUGACAGAGCUUCGGUUGCUCCAAGCAAUGAUGAAGGCCAUCCACUACACAAAGUAGCUUCGCGCAGAGAAAUGAGAAAGCAGCAGAAGCUGGUCAAGCGUGUCAGUAACUUGGAGGACAAGCUUGCAGCAGCACGUCGCCAGCUGGCUAAAGCAACGGGCGGACCCUAUCCUCCUGAGCCUGAGGUCGAAGCAUCUACGACUACAACAUCUGCCUCCGCACCUGGUGCUCCGACGACUCUACCAUCUGAGCCAGCCCUCAGGAGCCGUGCCAGCUCUAAUGUUGGUUCUACCUCCAACGAUAUUGCUGCUGUGCCUUCUGAGCCCCAGAACCUGGUAUCCCAGGUCGGAAAGUUUCGUCGUGUGCCUGGUGCUCCGAUGACACUACCAUCUGAGCCUGUCCCCAGUGGCCGUGCCAGCUCUGAUUCUGGCUCUAGCUUCAACAUUGCUGCUGUACCUUCUGAGCCUCAAGCUCAGCCAUCCCAGGUCAGAAAGCUUCGCCGCAAGACUGGUACUUUGACGACUUUACCAGCUGAGCCAGUCUUCAGUGGACGUGUCAGCUCUAGUUCUGGCUCCAGCUUCAGUUAUAUUGCUGCUGCACCUUCUGAGCCUCAGACCCAGCUAUCUACAAUUCGAAAGCCUCGCUUCGUUCCUGGUGCUUUGGCAACUCUGCCCUCUGAACGACUCCUCAGUGGCUACCUCAGCUCUGAUGCUGAGGCCGAUCUCUGUAGCACUCCCGCCCACGAGAUUGGUAGAGCUGUGACUACUGAUGAGAACGAUAAUUUGACAGUUAAGUCCCAAGCCAAGCUUCAAGCUCUUCCUCCACAGGAUAUAUUGAUGCAGAGUGUGGAGAUUGAUCACCCUGCAAAAUUUCAGGCUAGACACUCUGCCCCAGUCCGUGGAAUGCGCACCAUGAGACACGUCUCCAACUUCAGCCUAUCCAGGCUGGCUUCUGUGAUGCCAGAGACAGGAGACAGCAGUGACGAGGAUGAGGAGCCAGUGAAGAAGCCGGCCGCCAAGUCCCCAGCACUUGAGACGGUCUACAAGGGACGCCGGAUCAUAGCCGAUAGCAGCAAUGAAUACGAGGAGCCAGUGAAGAAACCGGUGGCCCAGUCCUCAGCACCCGAGACGGCCUCGAAGAAACGUAAGAACAAGGUCCGCGUCAUGGUCGACAACGACCACAAGCUUGGCUUUGAAUCCGACUCCGAUUCCGACUCCAGCAAGAAGCUUAAGCUCUCCAGUUCACCCCGUCCGCCUCGCAAGGUCCAGAAGAUUGCUCUGCAGCCGCUCUUGAUUCCUCACGCUCCCAGAGAGACCUCCACCAGGAGCCGCAUCCCCCGCGUGAGCUCCUCCCCGUCUCCAAGAUCUUCAAAAUCCCCAAAGUCUCCUAAGGUCGCUGAGGAGGCUGGCGAGAAGGCUGCCCAGAAAGUAGACGAUGACUUCGUGUGGCCCGACUACGUCUUUUAG